This is a messenger RNA of Pollicipes pollicipes, 1400 nucleotides long. Its product is annotated as TBC1 domain family member 10A. The transcript is spliced from 8 exons. Bases 261 to 1400 code for a protein of 379 amino acids. Gene Ontology annotation, molecular function: small GTPase binding; GTPase activator activity. Gene Ontology annotation, biological process: regulation of GTPase activity. The record is from RefSeq and is a predicted model, not a curated record. Lineage: Eukaryota; Metazoa; Arthropoda; Thecostraca; Pollicipedomorpha; Pollicipedidae.
GGGGCUGUGAGUGGGACGUGUACGGCGCGGGGCGUGAGGGGUUGUGCGUCGUGGGUGUGGGUGUUUCACGCCAUAAGCUGAAGGACGGGUACGGCGAAUCAAGUCGAUUGAUGGAUAUCGUCCAGAACGUCAGUGUAGGGUCCAUCAAUUCUUGUGACGCGUAGCCCUCGGAUUCACCUUUAAAUUCUGAGGUGUCCCGGGCGCCGCCGCCGCCGCCGCCGCGGUCAGCAGUGCCCCGGUCCCCGGGUCGGCUUAUCACCAUGUCGGCGGAGCAGCAGCCGUCCAGCACGUCCAUGGACGUGUCGGACAACGAGACCAGCUCGAGCUCCGAGCAGGUCACCAACGCGGCCGUCUCCAACGUCUCCACCAUCCCCGAUAAAUACGGCUUUAUGCACGUCGACGGCGACGACUUCCACUAUGACGAGGAAAAGCUGCCCGUGAAGAUGCUCCGACAGCGGGAGCGCAAGUGGCUGGAAAUGCUGCAGCACUGGGACUACUUUAUGACGCACGACUUCAAAAAGGUCCGCAGCCGGUGCCGGAAGGGCAUCCCGACCUCGCUGCGGGCGCGCGCCUGGCAGCACCUCUGCGGCGGCCACUACAUGAUGCAGCGCAACGUGGGCGCCUACGAGCGCCUCCUGGAGAUGCCCAUCGACAGCCACGUGCUGGACGAGAUCAGCCGCGACCUCCACCGCCAGUUCCCCAUGCAUGAGAUGUUCAUGCGCAAGGGCGGACAGGGCCAGGAGGAGCUGAUGAAGGUGCUGCGCGCCUACGCCUGCUACAACCCGGCGGACGGCUACAGCCAGGCGCAGGCGCCGCUGGCCGCCGUGCUGCUCAUGCACAUGCCGACCGAGCAGGCCUUCUGGUGCCUGGUCUCCAUCUGCAAGGAGUACCUGCCCAUGUACUACGGGCCGGGCAUGGAGCGGGUGCAGCUGGACGGCGACAUCCUGCAGGGCCUGGUGAAGCGUGUGUCGCCCAACGUCUACCGACACCUGAAAAAGCAGAAGGUGGACCCGGCGCUGUACAUGGUCGAGUGGUUCAUGUGCAUCUUCAGUCGCACGCUGCCCUGGGCGUCCGUGCUGCGCGUCUGGGACAUGUUCUUCUGCGAAGGCGUGAAGGUGCUGUUCCGCGUGGGUCUGGUGCUGAUCCGGUACGCGCUCGGCCGCCGCGGCAUCAUGAAGCAGUGCCCCAGCAUGUACGAGACGGUCGAGUGUCUGCGCUCGCUGCCGCCGGAGAUCAUGCACGAGACGGCGCUCGUGCACCAGAUGAUCAAGCUAGACCUGGACGAAGACUCGAUGACCCGGGAGCACCACAAGCAGGUGAAGAAGCGCCAGAAGGCGGAGCGCCAGCGGCAGCGGCAGCAGGAGCAGGAGGCCAAGCAGCGGGCGGCGGCGACCAGCUGA